Fomitiporia mediterranea MF3/22 is the source of this 1153-nucleotide messenger RNA. Its product is annotated as terpenoid cyclases/Protein prenyltransferase. Gene Ontology annotation, biological process: protein geranylgeranylation. NCBI's taxonomy places the organism in Eukaryota, Fungi, Basidiomycota, Agaricomycetes, Hymenochaetales, Hymenochaetaceae. Gene Ontology annotation, cellular component: Rab-protein geranylgeranyltransferase complex. The transcript is spliced from 8 exons. The record is from RefSeq and is a predicted model, not a curated record. Gene Ontology annotation, molecular function: Rab geranylgeranyltransferase activity. The coding region runs from base 6 to 1007 and encodes 333 amino acids.
CGACCAUGGCGGACACGUUACUCGUCCCUCUGCACGUUAAAUAUAUUCAAUCUCUCGAUACACACAAAGAUGACCUCGCUUACCACAUGACGACGCAUCUCCGUCUCAAUGGCAUCUACUGGGGCCUUACAGCGUUAUGCAUUAUGGGACACCAGGACGCGCUACCGAGAGACGAAAUGAUUGAUUUUGUCACGAGCUGCUGGGAUGAAGAAGCUGGCGCGUUUGGUGCAUAUCCAGGACAUGACGCGCACGUUCACCCAACAUUAAGUGCAAUCCAAAUACUCGCAACUCAAGAUGCGCUUGACAAGAUUGACGUCGAACGUGUCACAAACUUUUUGUUAUCACUUCAACUUCCCUCCGGCGCGUUCGCAGGAGACAGAUUCGGAGAGACAGACACGCGAUUUCUCUAUUGCGCCGUCAACGCAUUAUCAUUACUAGGACAACUUUCUACACUCGAUAAAGACGGAUCUGAUCGACGAGAACGUGCAAUAGCGCAUAUCGUGCAAUGUAGGAACUUCGAUGGAGGGUUCGGAACGUCGCCUGGUGCGGAGAGCCAUGCUGGACAAGUAUUCGUCUGUGUCAGUGCGCUUGCCAUUCUAGAUCGGCUAGAUCUAGUCGACGUAGAUACGCUUGCCUGGUGGCUCGCUGAACGUCAACUGCCCUGCGGUGGAUUAAACGGUCGGCCUGAAAAGUUGGAAGAUGUAUGCUAUAGUUUCUGGGUUCUCUCAGCCCUGUCAACACUGAACAAGCUACAUUGGAUAAAUGCUGAGAAACUCGUCUCUUUUAUCCUUUCCGCGCAAGACCCAGAGGAAGGUGGGAUCGCCGAUCGACCGAAUAACGCUGUAGACGUCUUUCAUACGCACUUUGGCGUCGCAGGUCUCUCAUUACUCGGCUACCCGAAUCUAGAAGAUCUCGACCCGGUGUACUGCAUGCCAGCACGCGUCACCGAGAAGCUUAAACUGCGAAAAGCGUGGAAAGCGUUGCCGAGGAGAGAGACAUGGCCAUGACGAUGCUGCAAUACAGAAUACUUAGACGCAUGGCUGUACGUACUCGUGCAGUCUGUAUAAUAGAUGUACGUUAUUCCAAUUAACACUGGUGCAUAUAACGAAGCUAUAAAUGCACAUGUAAAUUAUUCACUGAAGUCCAACCUGUG